GGCCCAAUCUGUAGAAAUAUUUGUUUGUUGGACGCCUAUUAAGCUUAGAAUUAACAUAAAUAAGUGCCAAUAACAUAAAAUCAUCUUAAAUAGUUUAGUUAUUUUACUCCUAACCAUUUACUCUAUCAGUUCCUUUGUGAAACACGAGUUAUAAUGGGCACAAAUUUACCCCGUAACUUUUCGGUCAUUACCGGUGAACUGUGUAAUUUUCUUUACAAGAAAGCAUACGAUAGAGACAGAAUAAACUUGCUUAUCGAUGAGCUUAAUGCAAAACCAUAUAAAACUGAGUUGUUUGUUAAAAAACAGGAUGCACUGACGUUAAUCACAUCACUAUGCUCUAAUAUCGUCCCUACUGAUGAGGUUUUGGCUGCAAAAACAUCACAUCUAAUUAAUAGUAUUCUUACAAAGCAAAACUUGCAAUUGGACACAGAUUAUGUGCAAAAAGUGGUAUUUUGGCAUAUUCAGUGUUUCAAAACAUGCUCUGACAUGGUUGUACCUGAUUUACUAUACAACAUUCAGUGUAUUAUUCAAUUAAAUGUCGCUGCGAGUCAAAAGUAUUCAGAAGAAUUAAUAGGCAGCCAAGGAGUUUUAAACAGUUUUCUAGACACCAGUAAAUGUGGUCUGCCGAUAACACAAAACCAACUACACCUUUGCCUCAGUGUCUUAAAAUGCAUGUGUUCAAUAACUUCGGUGCCCGAUGAAAAUAAAGCAUCUGAACAACCAAACUUGAGUUCCGAGUUAAAGGAGCAAGUAUCACAAUUAGUUGUUAAUUUUUUGAUGAGAAUUACAAAAGGGCAAGAUGAAUAUCAGUAUUGUAAAGUGGUUGUUACUGCAUUAAGAGUGCUAUCUCAAAUCUAUUUCAAUGACCAGACCAUAUGUAUUCCACUACCAGAACUUAUGGGUAUUUCCCGUUACUUCCUUGUCUAUGGCCUUGUGGUUCAGGGCCUGAAGCCUGAGAAGAUCAUGCCAGCCCAGCAGACUAUUGCAACAGUACCUAAUACUAUCAAUCGGGAUACAAAGGGUGGUAAAAAACAAAAACUGCGCAAGCAGAGAAACAAUGCCAUUGAAAGUUUGAAAAAGGAAAUACCGGUAUCAGAAAAGAGUUUAAUGAGAGAGGUGGAAAAUUUCGAAAACAUCUCAACGUACCGACCGGCGAGUCAGAACUACUUGGAGCCGCAGAAGGCCAGGAACUAUUGGGUGCUGACCAGCGAUUCUGAUGCUUCGGAUGUUGAGAGCAGUCGAGAAGCUAAGCUGGUCGCUUUGAGGUCUAGGGUGAGACAGAGUGCUGCUAAUCUGUUAUUAGUGUUGACAAGGGUGAGCGAAAAGCGAGAUAUUUUCGGAUACUGGUGGGCCCUGUUACCCGAUUCACCAGAAGUCGACAACUGGACCGCAACAGACGCAGCUAAGAAGACCUUAGCUUACUGCGCGGUCACUGACCCCACGUCUAAUAAUAGAGCUAGCGUGUUGAGCGUGAUUUUGGCGCUGCUCUCUGGGCCUAGGAUGUACUUGUCACAGGCUGAAGUAAGCAAAAAAGACAACGCCUCUUUCAUCCCCUUCUCCGUAUCUCUCGGCUACAUGAUCGACUGUCUGCACAAAGUAUUGACCACCAUAUUGGACAGCGAGCGAAGCCACGCGGUCGUACUAGUCGCGCUGAAGUGCUGCGCGGCGUUGGUUCAGGCCACGCCGUAUUAUAAGAUGAAGGCGGGGCUUGUGAGUGAGCUGGUGAGGGCGUCGAGGAAAUUCUUGGUCCAUAAGAAUGUAACAUUGCAAGUUGGAGCCCUAGUCACCAUGGGAUGCGUUCUUUCCAUAGAUCCAAAAGUAGACGAAGUAUUAAAAUCAGUAGAAAAAGAUGCCACGAAACCUGUUCAUCAAACACACAUAGAAAGUGACACUAAUGAAGAGUGUGACGAUUUUGAAGAAGGAUAUUCUGAUGACGAAAUGUUUACCGCCGUUGAGCAAACGUGUAUAGAAAAAAUAAGUGAAGAGAAAAAUGUACAUUAUUUUAAGAGCUGGAUCUUAGAUAUAUGUUUUAGGAAUAUGGGAUGGAUGUUCAAGGACAGUGAAGUCGUUAAAUGUAAGCCGUCGGCGAUCCCUGUGAUACUAGAAUCUCUCCAAGUCCUCUCGGCCAUAGCGUUCCACCGCCUAAAAAACUUGCUUCAACCACAUUUAACACUACUGGCAGACGUUCUGUUUGAGAUGCUGCAACAUGAGCACCAAGAUGUAACACUACAGGCAGCGAAAACUGUCACUAUUAUCGGAGAUGCUAUACAGAAACUAGAACAAACAAACGAGUCUCCACCCGUGAGUCAAUGUAUGUACAUGUGGCAAAAGCUACUGACGCCUUUGUCGACCGUGCUGCAAUGUCACGACAACCCUCAAUGCAAGGCUGUCGUUUGCGACUGCAUCGCUAACAUAGGCGAGCGGUCGUUUAAGGAGUUACCGCGACAUCUACAAGUGUUAUGCUGUACUCUACUGGUUGGUUCGUGCAGCGACGAGGAGCCGGCGGUGCGGGCGGCCGCAGUUCGUGCCCUGGCUAUGACUGUCAUGUACCGAACCCUUAGAGAAGACAUCGGUUUUGUGAGCGACUGCGGGGAGAAUAUACUUCGUGCACUAGCAGAGUCAUCUUUGGUGGUGAGAACAAAAGGCGCCUGGGCGCUAGGAAACUUGAGCGACGCACUCGUUUUGAAUGUCGAUGAUCUGGAGAUAGACGAUAUCGACGAUCGACUCCUACUGCGUCUACUGGAGGUCAGCAUACAAUGUGCCGCCGAUAACGAUAAGGUAAAGAUGAGCGCAAUGCGAGGCCUCGGAAACAUAUUGCGCCUAAUAAAACAAGAAAAUCUGCAACGUGAUCCGCAAUUCAAGGUUUUAUGCGAAGCAGCAAUAACGAAGCUGCUGGACUGCGCGUGCAAAGUGAGCAAUAUGAAGGUGCGAUGGAACGCGUGCUACGCGUUGGGCAAUGCUAUGAAGAAUGAGGAUUUGUUCACUUGUUUUAGUGGAUGGCAGAGUCAAGUCUUCCCAAACCUCUGCACGCUAUCCCGUGACUGCAAAAACCUCAAAGUGCGCAUCAACGCAGCAGUAGCACUUCGUGCUCCAACAACCAGAGCGCAAUACGGCGAUCUGUUCCCGCUGGUGUGGCGAGGUGUCAUGGCGGCAAUGGAAAACGCUGCGAAUGUGGACGAUUUCACUGAGUACAGACAUAAGGACAAUCUGAUUGAACAGCUCAGCGUGACCCUAGCGCACCUCUGCUGUCUCCUCAAGCAGAUCGAUCUGCCCGACAUCCUCGACCCUCUAGUCUUCCACUAUGACUGCGCGAAGUCUCUCCUCACGCAGCUCUGCCACAAACUGCCGCCGGAGAACGCCUCCUGUCUUAGAAUACUGGAGGCUGCCAAGUACGUGACAGUAGAUUUGAUAGCAUCCAAUGAUACACAGUCGCAAUCGUUGAGUAUGCUGCAGGAGAUAUUUAUUUGGGAUAUGUGAGUUACUUAAUAACAAUGGCUCGUACAAAUGAGCUGCUGUAAUUUAUCUGUCUGAAAAUUAAAUAGUUAAGUAAUCAGACUGUUAAAGUCUA
This is a messenger RNA of Leguminivora glycinivorella, 3568 nucleotides long. RefSeq names its product HEAT repeat-containing protein 6-like. The record is from RefSeq and is a predicted model, not a curated record. The transcript is spliced from 16 exons. Lineage: Eukaryota; Metazoa; Arthropoda; Insecta; Lepidoptera; Tortricidae. The coding region runs from base 154 to 3477 and encodes 1107 amino acids.